UGAUUCAGACCUUUAAAAUAUCAACUAGAGUUCACCAUUAGUUACAACAUCAAUGCAAAAUGACGCCGAGUGGGUGGAUGAUCUACGGAAGAUGCAUCAAGAUGUGUUAAUGAAUAGAAUCCCUGAUGACAGAGUGUCGUCUGUUUGCCACCAGUAAAGAUGCUCAAAUAUAAUCGCUCUUUGCUAAAUUGUUCGAAAUCCAAUCUGAAGCCACGUUGAUUAAAACACAGUCAGCGAACAAACAAGUUUAUAUUUUGACACUUUUUGCCAUUGAGCUGUAUUUCUCGCAAGAAAACGCAAAGUAAUACAGGAAUUGUUCAAUUGUUGAAUGAAAAAACAGGAAGGGAAAUUAGAAAAACAUACCCCAAUGACAUUGGCAGUUGCAAAUGAUCACUCCAAAAUAAAGUGACUUUUUGCCUAAUAGACUUAAGGUGCCUCAGGUUUGUUUAGCUUUCGAUUCGUUGGAAGGAACUGUCACUUCGUCGUUGUUAAGACCGAAAGUGGAGGCAAUGAAUAAUAAGAGGUUUUGAGAUAAUGACCAGCCGCUCUCCAAGUUGUAUUUUGCGUGUAGAGGCUUGUAAGGGACUUUAAUAGACACUAGUCUGUUUGUGGUGUAUAGUUAAAGUUGCGGUUUAGUGAUCAAAGAUCACCUCAGAUGACUUUCAGAUGAGAGAAGCCAAACUUGUGGUGGCAUUAUCURUUUGCUUUCGUUGCAGGUACAUUGACAACGAAGGAACAGCGAAACGUCAAUAACUAACGAGAGUGUGUUCUCGUCUGGUGAACGCAAAAGUCGCCAUGAAUUUAAUUCRAAGCGACAACCAAAACAACGGCGGCGAUUCGACAAGAAUAAUAAUCAACGUCGGUGGAUUUCGCCAUGAAACCAACAUAGCAACACUGCAAAAUAUUCCAGACACUCGCUUAGCAUGGAUCGUCGAGAAUUCAUCCAAUUCAGACGUGACAGGACCGAGAGAGUAUUUCUUCGAUCGACACCCAACGGCCUUUGCACACGUUCUGAAUUUCUACCGUACAGGAAAGCUGCACUGUCCAGCAGAAAUGUGCGGACCAAUGUAUGAAGAAGAAUUGAAAUUCUGGGGAGUUGAUGAAAAGCAAAUGGAGCCUUGCUGUUGGGGCAAGUACACGCAGCAUAGAGAAGCCGAAGAAAACCUUAAAGCGUUCGUUGGACCUGGAUUUGAGGACCUGAGGACCUCAGAUACGUUUAGUUCAGGAUUAGGAUCUAAUGAAAGUUUAGGAGAAGGGRGUACAAAAUGGCAGAGGUGGCAGCCAAAAAUGUGGGCGAUACUAGAUGAGCCACAUUCAUCGCGACUAGCUAAGGUUGUGUCCUACAUGUCAUGCAUGUUUAUUACCGUUUCCAUAGCAACCUUUUGUGCCACCACAAUGCCCAUUUUCAAGCCACAAUUUAAGAAAAACAAGGUCAUGGGAGAAAGGCAAGUGUUCUCGGUCAUCGAGAUGAUCUGUAGCAUCUUCUUCACCAUUGAAUUCUUGUUACGUUUUGCUUUCUGUGCGUCCAAGAUACGUUUCAUCCGUGGGAUUAUGAACUGGAUCGAUUUUGUGUCGGCUGUUCCUUUUUACCUCAGUYUGAUGAACGACGAUCCCAUUGUGCGCAUGCUCGUGGUAGUUCGUAUUCUACGUCUUUUUCGCUUCAUUAAGCUGUCAUAUGGGCUUCAGAUUAUGGUGCAGACUCUAAAAGCCAGCUCACACGAGCUGAUACUUCUACUGCUAAUGCUCCUUAUUCCAGUUGUAAUGUUCUCUAGUAUUGUGUAUUACAUUGAAUUUCUCAUACUGGAAGGAAAAUCAGACUUCUCGUCAGUACCAGCCUCGUUCUGGUGGUGCCUCAUUACCAUGACAACUGUCGGUUAUGGCGACAUGACGCCCGAAACGUGGCCUGGGAAGGUCAUUGGCGGUGCAUGCGCMAUUUGCGGAGUGUUAAUCGUCGCUCUACCCAUUUCUGUCAUCGGUAGUAAUUUUAAUCUCUAYUAUUCCCAUGCUCAAGCCAGGCUUAAGCUCCCAACGAAACAAAGGCGCCUAGUUCUAGGCGCUGUGCCGGGUCUUUUGUCUAAGCAACAAGAGCUAAGCUCACGGCGUAAGAAGAAAACUAAGCUCAGUGGAAUGGACUAUGAAUUGUGCACAAGCGACGAAUUGUCGUCUUCGUUGAACAGUUUACAGUUGCAGCAGCGUAGAACAAGGUCGGGCGUUAGGAGUGACCAGAUACAACUAACUGAGGCACACGAGGAAGCCAUUAAAGCGGCACUUGGAGGUUCGGAUCAGAAAAGAGAUACACCGAGYUACACAGGAAGUCAAGAGGACUUGYCAASUCAUGAAGAGAAARUACUUUUGCURCAAAAGAAAGGGAGAUCUUCUCGAGAGCGUUUUAAUGACGAUCGCGAYACGGGUUCUCYACCACUGAACGUCACUUUAAACCCCACUAUCAGACAUAGYGGGGGUAGUCAUGGCAAUAUGCCGUCAACAGACACUACMARCAAACGAGAUUUAGACGACAAUGGGACUUUUUUGAACGUUGCUAAUGGACUCAAAGACAAACGAAAACUCUCAUUAUCUGAUUCCAGAUUAUGCAUGCAUCAUAGCCUUGACUCGCAGUCUUUGYUAGAGCCGAAAAAUAUGAACUUAAUGUCUAAUGGGCACUGUAAYUCCAAAGAGACUAGUAAGGAUCUUAUAACGUCACGAGGGAGGACGUCCACAAURUCGUCUUUACCAGACUACAACAAAAAUCGAAGAAAAGGCCUUAGCGUUUCGACAUCGUCKGCGAAAGGAGAUCCAGACUUUAUGGAAACGAAAAUUUAACAGAAAAUAACRAGUUCGCAUUAAAUUGGUAAUUGUGUUAGGCAUUUGGCUGGUUUCGACUGUGCAUUGCAAAAAUCUCGUUGGGACAUUUUACGUCAAAAGUCACAUGAUGCUUYAAAUGGCACUGCGCAUGUGCUGCAAAUUACAAAGCCAAAUUUUAUCUCAUGGAUGCGUUAAAAUUAUAUUUUUGUCGAGAUAUCUUAAUUUGAGACAUAAGGUGAAAUAUACCUGAUGUGAAUGGCAUGGGAUUGUCACUGGUAUCCUGUGGUCAUAGCAACAAGACAUUGUUUGACAGCAUGCUUACAAUAGAACCCAGUAUUUUUACAAACAAGCUGAGCUCCACAAGAAAGAAAAGAGUGAAAUGGUGUACAUAACAUGGCCGCUAGAUUAMAAGUCUAGUUUACAAUACUAUCAAUAAUAAAUUGGGGUUAUUGCGCGCAACUGUUUGAUCUCGUGCACCUUAACUUGCAGGGGUCAUUCUCAAGUAUGAGACAAAAACUCACUCAAACCUGUCUGMAAAAUCGAUCACCGUGAAUUUGCAAACAGCUCACACGACCGAUAAAAAUCACCGCAAAAAUCGCCUCCCGCGUUGCGCGACAAUGUYKUCAGUGUAAACAGGCCUUAAAAAGUUCGCUGAUAAAAACAAUGGACAAGAUGACAUAGAUCGAGUAAUCAUUAUCGAUUGCUCUCUAGAAACAACAAAUUAUCGAUAGUGUCCGUCUAGUCAAUGACUAAUUCAAUUGGURAGUUGGGGUCUGGUACCUAAUGGCUUGAUUUUGCCCGGGAUCUUGYUCCAGUGUUAUAGAUCUCCAUUCUUGGAGAUAAUCCCUAUAUGAAAAUAUUCGUGAUGGAUAAAUUAAAAGACAAUGAUGCCGCACCAAAUAWARUAAAGURGARGAUUAAGAUCCUGGUUGAAAAUGGAGCAAUUAUUGGUACCGCCAGGARCCCAAUGGGCUCCUGGAACCGUGUAACUUUUGUCUAUUAAAGAUAAAAUCACGUGAUAGUCACGUGACUUGAAUUAUUUUACACCGAUAAAUAAAUUGUAUAGUUUAUAGAAUAGGGAAAUGAAGUCAAUUAAACAAAUGAAUUGA
Molecule: messenger RNA, 3911 nt
Organism: Exaiptasia diaphana
Lineage: Eukaryota; Metazoa; Cnidaria; Anthozoa; Actiniaria; Aiptasiidae
Product: potassium voltage-gated channel protein Shaw
Exons: 2
Coding region: 796-2820 (674 amino acids)
Biological process (GO): protein homooligomerization; potassium ion transmembrane transport
Cellular component (GO): voltage-gated potassium channel complex; membrane
Molecular function (GO): delayed rectifier potassium channel activity; protein binding
Source: RefSeq, a predicted model, not a curated record